Molecule: messenger RNA, 453 nt
Organism: Gryllus bimaculatus (two-spotted cricket)
Lineage: Eukaryota; Metazoa; Arthropoda; Insecta; Orthoptera; Gryllidae
Source: the annotation of a GenBank genome assembly
AUGUCGCGUCAUACGGAGCCUGCUGCCAACGCCGCGGCGCGAGCGGCUGACGGGCCCGCUGCCCGGGGUGGGGCGGGCGCAGGCCAGGCAGGGAAGCGCGUGACGAUGGGCGGGGCCUCGUGGCUUGAAUUCCGGCUGGCUGCUCGUCCGGGAUGGCCCGGCGAGUUGCGAGGGCUGCGAGGCCCGGCCACGCUUGAUCAGUUGCCGGCGGCCGAGGCCGGGCUGCCGCUGGCGGACCCGCCGGGAGGAGGGGUGAGGGGGGGAGGAGGAGGGAGGGGUGGAAGAGGGGAUGGGGAAGAGGAUGAGGUCGAGAGCGUCGCGGUGGAUCAGCCGAGAAAGAGAGGGGAGGAUGAGAAGGAGAACGAGAUUGGAGAGAGGUUGAGAGCGUCGCAAGUGAAACCAAGGGUAGCCAAUGGAAGAUUGAAGCAUUGGGAAGAAUUGAGGAAUUUGUAG